Molecule: messenger RNA, 4119 nt
Organism: Perognathus longimembris pacificus (Pacific pocket mouse)
Lineage: Eukaryota; Metazoa; Chordata; Mammalia; Rodentia; Heteromyidae
Gene: Plcl2
Product: phospholipase C like 2
Exons: 6
Coding region: 94-3474 (1126 amino acids)
Biological process (GO): lipid metabolic process; regulation of synaptic transmission, GABAergic; intracellular signal transduction
Molecular function (GO): inositol 1,4,5 trisphosphate binding; GABA receptor binding; phosphatidylinositol-4,5-bisphosphate phospholipase C activity
Source: RefSeq, a predicted model, not a curated record
CGGGGGAGGGGCCGCGCGGCGGCCCGAGGCGGCGGCGGCGGGGACGCGGGGACGCGGGGACGCGGCUUUGUGCAGGCGGGUCGCGGGGCGCCCAUGGCGGAGUGCGGCCGGGGGGGCGCCGCCGGCGGGGCCCUACCCUCCUCUCCGGGCCCGGCCCCCGGCCCCAAGGGCGUCCUGAAAGCCGGGGACGGCGGCAGCGGUGGCGGGCGCCUCGGCCACGGGCGGGCGCGCUGUGACAGCGGCGGCGUUUCCAACGGAGACUGCAGCCUCGGCGUGUCAGCGGACGACAGCCGGGCCAGCCCGGCCCUGGGACCCCGCGGCGUGGCGCUCGUCCCGACCCCCGGCCCGGCCGCCUGCCCCCUGCCCCGGGAGAGCAAGCCGGGCGGCCUGCCCCGCCGGAGCAGCAUCAUCAAGGAUGGCUCAAAACAGAAAAGGGAGAGGAAGAAAACAGUGUCAUUCAGCAGCAUGCCCACAGAGAAGAAGAUCAGCAGUGCAAGUGACUGUAUCAACUCAAUGGUUGAGGGCUCAGAACUCAAAAAGGUUCGCUCCAACUCUAGAAUAUACCAUAGGUACUUUUUACUAGAUGCCGACAUGCAGAGCCUAAGGUGGGAGCCAUCGAAGAAGGACUCUGAGAAGGCCAAGAUUGACAUUAAAUCCAUCAAGGAAGUGAGAACAGGAAAAAACACAGACAUCUUUCGUAGCAAUGGCAUUUCUGACCAGAUAUCUGAAGACUGUGCAUUUUCAGUCAUAUAUGGAGAAAAUUAUGAGUCACUUGAUUUGGUUGCCAACUCUGCAGAUGUUGCAAACAUCUGGGUCACAGGACUCCGGUACCUAAUUUCUUAUGGAAAACAUACCCUUGAUAUGUUAGAAAGUAGCCAAGAUAAUAUGAGGACUUCUUGGAUUUCACAAAUGUUUAGUGAAAUUGAUGUAGAUAAUCUUGGACAUAUAACUCUGUGUAAUGCUGUACAGUGUAUCAGAAACCUCAACCCUGGAUUAAAAACGAGUAAAAUUGAGCUUAAGUUCAAAGAAUUGCACAAAUCAAAGGACAAAGAUGGUACUGAAGUCACAAAGGAAGAAUUUAUUGAGGUUUUCCAUGAGCUUUGUACUAGACCUGAAAUUUAUUUCCUUUUAGUUCAGUUUUCAAGCAAUAAAGAGUUUCUUGAUACCAAGGACCUUAUGAUGUUUCUUGAGGCAGAACAGGGUGUGGCACAUAUAAAUGAGGAAAUAAGCCUUGAAAUUAUUCACAAAUACGAGCCAUCCAAAGAGGGCCAGGAAAAGGGCUGGCUCUCCAUAGAUGGGUUCACUAAUUACCUUAUGUCACCCGACUGUUAUAUAUUUGACCCAGAACAUAAGAAAGUCUGUCAGGACAUGAAACAACCUUUGUCUCAUUAUUUUAUAAACUCAUCUCAUAAUACAUACUUAAUAGAGGAUCAGUUCCGAGGUCCUUCAGACAUCACAGGAUACAUUCGAGCUCUUAAAAUGGGUUGCCGGAGUGUUGAAUUAGAUGUCUGGGAUGGGCCAGAUAAUGAACCUGUCAUUUACACAGGCCACACCAUGACCUCUCAGAUAGUCUUCCGAAGUGUCAUUGAUAUUAUUAACAAGUAUGCAUUUUUUGCUUCAGAGUAUCCUCUUAUCUUAUGUUUAGAAAAUCACUGUUCUAUCAGACAACAGAAGGUCAUGGUUCAACACAUGAAGAAAAUUUUAGGAGACAAGCUAUAUACAACAUCUCCCAAUGUGGAGGAAUCUUAUCUGCCUUCCCCAGAUGUCCUGAAAGGGAAAAUACUUAUUAAGGCGAAGAAGCUGUCUUCAAAUUGCUCUGGAGUUGAAGGUGAUGUUACUGAUGAAGAUGAAGGUGCAGAAAUGUCUCAGAGGAUGGGCAAAGAGAACGUGGAACAGCCCAACAAUGUGCCUGUGAAGCGAUUUCAACUUUGCAAAGAACUGUCUGAACUAGUUAGCAUCUGCAAGUCAGUUCAGUUCAAAGAAUUUCAGGUAUCAUUUCAAGUUCAGAAGUACUGGGAAGUCUGUUCCUUUAAUGAAGUGCUUGCCAGUAAAUAUGCCAAUGAAAAUCCAGGAGAUUUUGUAAAUUACAACAAACGUUUCCUUGCCAGGGUCUUUCCUAGUCCUAUGAGAAUUGACUCCAGUAACAUGAAUCCACAGGAUUUUUGGAAAUGUGGUUGUCAAAUUGUAGCCAUGAACUUUCAGACUCCAGGGCUGAUGAUGGACCUGAAUAUUGGCUGGUUUCGGCAGAAUGGCAACUGUGGCUAUGUCCUGCGGCCAGCCAUCAUGAGGGAGGAAGUUUCCUUCUUCAGUGCCAAUACAAAAGACUCGGUUCCAGGAGUCUCACCUCAGCUCCUUCACAUCAAAAUCAUUAGUGGCCAGAACUUUCCCAAGCCCAAAGGGUCUGGUGCCAAAGGUGAUGUGGUGGAUCCUUACGUCUACGUGGAAAUCCAUGGAAUCCCUGCUGACUGUGCUGAGCAAAGGACAAAAACUGUGCACCAGAAUGGAGAUGCUCCCAUCUUUGAUGAAAGCUUUGAGUUUCAGAUCAACCUUCCUGAACUGGCCAUGGUGCGCUUUGUAGUGCUGGAUGAUGACUACAUUGGGGACGAAUUCAUUGGUCAGUAUACAAUUCCCUUCGAAUGUUUACAAACAGGAUACCGCCACGUUCCUCUGCAGUCUUUGACUGGAGAGGUUCUAGCACAUGCUUCUCUGUUCGUCCAUGUGGCUAUCACUAACCGAAGAGGAGGAGGGAAGCCUCAUAAAAGAGGCCUUUCUGUGAGAAAAGGGAAGAAAUCCAGGGAAUACGCAUCUCUGAGAACACUAUGGAUUAAAACUGUAGAUGAAGUGUUCAAAAAUGCCCAGCCCCCCAUACGGGAUGCCACAGAUCUCAGAGAGAACAUGCAGAAUGCAGUGGUGUCAUUCAAGGAACUGUGUGGCCUGUCUUCCGUGGCCAAUCUCAUGCAGUGCAUGCUGGCCGUGUCUCCUCGUUUCUUGGGGCCUGAUAACACACCACUGGUGGUCCUCAACCUCAAUGAUCCCUAUCCUACCAUGGAGUUGCAGGGAAUUGUGCCAGAGGUUCUGAAGAAGAUCGUGACCACCUAUGACAUGAUGCUUCAGUCCCUCAAAGCGUUGCUUGAAAAUGCAGACACUGUGUAUGAAAAGAUCGUGCACUGUCAGAAGGCAGCCAUGGAGUUCCAUGAACACCUACACAGCAUAGGCACCAAGGAGGGUCUGAAGGAACGAAAACUACAGAAGGCUGUGGAGAGCUUUACCUGGAAUAUUACCAUCCUAAAGGGACAAGCAGAUCUCUUGAAAUACGCUAAGAAUGAGACUCUGGAGAACCUGAAGCAAAUCCAUUACGCUGCUGUUUCAUGUGGGCUGAAUAAACCAGGAACUGAAAAUGCUGAGGUUCAGAAGCCACGCCGGAGCCUGGAAGUCAUACCUGAAAAAGUGAAUGAUGAUGGACAGGGAGAAUAAGGGGACUUGUACAUCAUUUCUGAGUUUAUAACUCUAGGACCAACUGUAAUCAAAGGAAACAUUUGCUUUGCACUCACUAUGAAAAUAAUAUUUGGGAUUUUUCAAGCACAACUGGAAUAGCUAAUUACAGUCUAUUAAAACUGUGAAUGUGUGUAGCAAUCCUAUGUGUGAAGGCAAAUAAACUCGGGAACAAGAUGCUAUUAUAUCCCUGGCCAAAAUAUGCUAUAUUUGUAUACAACAACGAUCCUGAGUUUCAGUAUGAAGAACAAGUUAUUUUCACUCUAGUUCCCUUGAAAAACAGACAUUUCCUAAGUGAAAACACUUUCUUAAGAGGAAGGGAUUGCAUUGUCAAAUGAGUAUUUAUUGGUAAUUAACCUAAUCGACACAUUUUGUAAGGUAGGUUGCCAGCGUCUCUGGGUUGUAGACUAUUUUGGUGGCAUGCUUGCUGAGCCAUAAUUACUGAGGAGAAUGUAAGUGAACAGAGCCAUCAAGAAUGAGGAGAACGUGCAAUGGACUCAACUAUCUGGCUGAAGACUUGCUGUCAGCACAGCGGACAACGCAAAAGCAGCCGAUCUAGAAGAACACCUUGUAAAUAGUUCUUCAUUGUAUGAAGUAGUGUUGACAUUAAAGAGAUGUUUUAUGAUA